Messenger RNA from Pan troglodytes (chimpanzee), 4460 nucleotides. It is a transcript of the gene ZNF804B, whose product is annotated as zinc finger protein 804B. Lineage: Eukaryota; Metazoa; Chordata; Mammalia; Primates; Hominidae. Gene Ontology annotation, cellular component: nucleus. The coding region runs from base 101 to 4150 and encodes 1349 amino acids. The record is from RefSeq and is a predicted model, not a curated record. The transcript has 4 exons.
CGGGAGGUGGUAGUCGCUGUUGCCGCUGAGAAACCCGCCCGCUUUCCACGGCUGGUCGCCUGGUGAGGAGUUGAGACUCUGCGCCUCCGCCCGGACCCACAUGGCUUGUUACCUGGUCAUCAGUUCGAGACAUCUCAGCAAUGGGCACUACCGGGGCAUUAAAGGAGUCUUCAGGGGACCCCUCUGCAAGAACGGAUCUCCCUCUCCGGAUUUUGCAGAAAAGAAGUCCACAGCAAAGGCCCUGGAAGAUGUAAAGGCAAACUUUUACUGUGAAUUAUGUGACAAGCAGUAUCACAAACACCAGGAGUUUGACAAUCAUAUUAAUUCUUAUGACCAUGCUCAUAAGCAGAGACUGAAAGAAUUAAAGCAACGGGAAUUUGCUCGAAAUGUAGCUUCUAAGUCAUGGAAAGAUGAGAAAAAACAAGAAAAAGCACUUAAACGACUUCAUCAGCUGGCUGAGUUAAGGCAGCAAUCUGAAUGUGUUUCUGGAAAUGGACCAGCAUACAAAGCCCCCAGGGUAGCCAUAGAAAAGCAACUCCAGCAAGGAAUUUUCCCCGUUAAGAAUGGCAGAAAGGUAUCAUGCAUGAAGAGUGCUCUUCUCCUUAAAGGAAAAAAUCUCCCCAGAAUCAUAUCCGAUAAACAGCGGUCCACCAUGCCAAAUCGACACCAAUUACAAUCAGACAGGCGUUGUUUGUUUGGAAAUCAGAUACUGCAAACAUCUUCAAAUCUCAGCAAUGCAAAUCACAGAACAGGAGUAUCAUUUUCUUUUUCCAAAAAAGUGCACCUAAAAUUAGAAUCUUCAGCAUCAGUUUUCAGUGAGAACACAGAAGAAGCCCACGAUUGUAACAAGUCACCCAUUUAUAAAACAAAACAAACUGCAGAUAAGUGCAAGUGCUGCAGGUUUGCAAAUAAAGAUACACACCUUACCAAGGAAAAAGAGGUAAAUAUCUCACCAAGCCAUCUGGAAAGUGUUUUACACAAUACCAUCUCCAUAAACUCUAAAAUUUUGCAAGACAAAAACAACUCUAUUGAUGAGACACUAGAAGAUUCAAUUGGCAUUUGUGCUUCAUUCUCUAAAUCUAACAUUCAUCUUUCAGAUGUAGAUUUUACUCCUACCAGCAGAGAAAAAGAAACUAGAAAUACAUUGAAGAACACUUUAGAAAAUUAUGUUAAUCACCCAUGCCAAGCAAAUGCUUCCUUCAGCCCACCAAACAUUUACAACCAUAGUGAUGCCAGGAUAUCUGAAUGCCUGGAUGAGUUUUCAUCACUGGAGCCAAGCGAACAAAAGAGUACAGUGCAUCUGAAUCCAAAUUCCGGAAUAGAGAACAGAGAAAAAUCUUUAGAUAAAACAGAAAGAGUUAGCAAAAAUGUUCAAAGACUUGUAAAAGAAGCAUGUACUCAUAAUGUGGCAUCUAAACCACUACCUUUUCUCCACGUUCAAAGCAAGGAUGGCCACACCACUCUUCAAUGGCCUACAGAACUUCUGCUCUUUACAAAAACAGAACCCUGUAUCUCUUAUGGCUGCAACCCACUAUAUUUUGAUUUUAAGCUUUCUCGGAACACAAAGGAAGACCGCAAUCCAGAGGACUUAAAAACAGAAUUGGGUAAGAAGCCCUUGGAAUUGAAGACUAAAAGAGAGAGCCAAGUCUCAGGUUUAACUGAAGACCAACAAAAAUUGAUCCAAGAAGAUUAUCAAUAUCCGAAACCAAAGACAAUGAUAGCUAAUCCGGAUUGGGAAAAAUUCCAGAGGAGAUAUAAUUUGGACUACAGUGAUUCUGAGCCAAAUAAGAGUGAAUAUACUUUUAGUGCAAAUGAUUUGGAAAUGAAAAAUCCUAAAGUGCCUCUUUACCUCAACACAUCUCUAAAGGAUUGUGCUGGAAAGAAUAAUAGUAGUGAGAACGAACUUAAGGAGGCUUCAAGGGCCCAUUGGCAAGGCUGUAGAAAGGCAGUUCUAAAUGAUAUAGAUGAGGACCUAUCUUUUCCUUCCUACAUCUCUAGGACUAAAAAGCAUAAAUUGAUUCCCUGCAGUCCUCAUUUGGAAUUUGAAGAUGAAAGACAAUUCAACUGCAAGUCCAGUCCUUGUACAGUAGGGGGUCACAGUGACCAUGGGAAAGACUUCAGUGUAAUUUUGAAGAGUAACCACAUCAGCAUGACCAGCAAGGUUUCCGGAUGUGGAAACCAAAGAUACAAGAGAUACUCUCCACAGUCAUGUUUGAAUAGAUAUUCUUGCUCUUUGGACACAUCCCCUAGCAGUAUGUCUAGCUUGAGAAGUACUUGUUCAAGUCAUAGAUUCAAUGGUAAUAGCAGAGGUAAUUUGCUCUGCUUCCAUAAAAGAGAACACCGCUCAGUUGAAAGGCACAAACGGAAAUGUCUAAAGCACAACUGCUUCUACUUGUCUGAUGAUAUAACAAAGAGCAGCCAAAUGCAGUCUGAACCACAGAAAGAGAGGAACUGCAAAUUGUGGGAAUCAUUUAAAAAUGAAAAAUACUCAAAACGUAGAUAUUGUCACUGCAAAGAAAGACAAAAACUGGGCAAAAAUCAACAACAAUUUUCAGGGCUAAAAUCUACGAGAAUCAUCUAUUGUGAUUCUAACUCACAGAUUUCCUGUACUGGAAGCAGUAAAACACCACCUAAUUGCCAGGGAACUCAGCACGACAGAUUGGACUCUUACUCAAGAGAGAAAAUUUAUUACUUGAAUAAAAGCAAGAGAAAUCAAGAGUCUUUGGGCAGCCCUCACAUUUGUGAUCUGGGAAAAGUCAGGCCCAUGAAGUGUAACUCCGGGAAUAUCAGCUGCCUUCUAAAGAACUGUUCCAGUGGCCCUUCAGAAACCACAGAAUCAAACAUUACAGAAGGAGAGAGGACCCCUCUAACAGCAAAAAGCCUUUUAGAAAGAGUACAAGCCAAGAAAUGUCAAGAACAAUCAAGUAAUGUUGAGAUCUCUUCAAACAGUUGUAAAAAUGAAUUAGAGGCUCCUUCGCAAGUCCCAUGCACAAUUCAACCUGCACUGUCAGGCUGUAACAGACAAGCAUUGCCUUUGUCUGAAAAAAUACAGUAUGCAAAUGAGAGCAGAAAUGAUCAAGACAGUGCAGUUCCAAGGACUACGGAGAAAGACAAAAGCAAAAGUUCACACACAAAUAAUUUUACAAUUUUAGCAGACACUGAUUGUGAUAACCAUCUUUCUAAAGGUAUAAUUCACCUAGUAACAGAGUCUCAGUCACUAAACAUAAAAAGGAAUGCAACAACAAAAGAACAAUCAAAACCUUUAAUUAGUGAAAUCCAACCUUUUAUUCAAAGCUGUGACCCAGUACCAAAUGAAUUCCCUGGUGCUUUUCCGUCUAAUAAAUAUACUGGUGUGACUGAUUCAACAGAGACCAAAGAAGACCAAAUAAAUCUAGACUUACAGGAUGUAAGCAUGCAUAUAAAUCAUGUAGAGGGAAAUAUAAACUCUUACUAUGACAGAACUAUGCAGAAACCUGACAAAGUUGAAGACGGAUUAGAAAUGUGUCAUAAAUCUAUCUCUCCUCCUUUAAUUCAACAGCCCAUAACAUUUUCUCCUGACGAAAUAGAUAAAUAUAAGAUCCUACAGCUACAAGCCCAGCAGCAUAUGCAGAAGCAACUCCUAUCAAAGCAUCUUCGAGUUUUGCCUGCUGCAGGGCCUACUGCCUUCUCUCCGGCCUCAACCGUACAGACAGUUCCGGUUCACCAGCACACUUCUAUCACCACCAUCCACCACACGUUCCUGCAGCAUUUUGCUGUUUCUGCUUCCUUAAGUUCUCAUAGCAGUCACCUCCCUAUUGCUCAUCUACAUCCUCUUUCACAGGCACAUUUCAGUCCUAUUUCAUUUUCGACUCUGACUCCAACCAUUAUCCCUGCACACCCCACUUUCUUAGCAGGUCAUCCCCUGCAUUUAGUAGCUGCUACCCCCUUCCACCCAUCUCACAUAACACUUCAGCCUCUGCCCCCUACAGCAUUUAUUCCUACAUUGUUUGGUCCUCACUUAAAUCCAGCCACAACUUCUAUCAUCCACUUGAAUCCUUUAAUCCAACCAGUAUUCCAAGGUCAAGAUUUUUGCCAUCAUUCUUGCUCUAGCCAGAUGCAACAGUUAAAUGAAGUGAAAGAGGCCUUAAAUGUGUCCACACACUUGAACUAAUAAGUGUUAAAGCCCCUCUUGUGGAUAAUUUUUUAAAUUGUCACUACCUAUAAAAUCAUACAUUUAAAGAAGUCUAUCAAUUAUAAGAUUUAAAAUAUUGCUGCCAAUUCAAAAUGUGACAAAUAUAUAAAUAUGAACUGAAUUGCUAAUAUUAAAAUGAGCAUUUUAAUAAUUUUUUAGCUUGCCAAAAUAAUAGGCAAAUUUGAAUAAUUUUAUGAAAGUGUAGAGGGAAGAGGGAAAGAGUUAAAGAUUUGUUUUGGAUGGGUUCUCGCAUAAUGUUAUAAAAUAGCAACAGAAAACAUUCAAGCAG